This is a messenger RNA of Carassius auratus (goldfish), 3564 nucleotides long. RefSeq lists its product as uncharacterized. Bases 142 to 3564 code for a protein of 1140 amino acids. The record is from RefSeq and is a predicted model, not a curated record. NCBI's taxonomy places the organism in Eukaryota, Metazoa, Chordata, Actinopteri, Cypriniformes, Cyprinidae. Gene Ontology annotation, biological process: DNA recombination; DNA integration. The transcript has 15 exons. Gene Ontology annotation, molecular function: DNA binding; protein binding.
UACACGUGCUUUAAUCAGCGAGGCAAGUGUGACUGUUUGUAACUUCCUGUUUGGACCGGACACAAUCUGUGCACCUGAAGCGAAGACAUCUGUGGUGUGAAGCUGUUGGAAACAACUAUUAUAUGAAAGCAGACACAUAGGAUGGCUGAAGGUGUGAGGCGAAGGAGAAAGCUGAAGCCCGUGGAGGAGGCCAUACAGUUUUCACUUGAACAGAAAGACAAGAAUGGACUCGAGGGCAGGUUCAUCAGUCAUCUUAAAGGGAGGGGUGUGUUCAGCUGUACUGACUUUGAGAAAGGAGAUUUCCUGCUGGAAUACAGAGGAGACCUCAUCAGCAAAGAAGAAUGUGAGCGGAGGCAAAGAAUAUAUCACGAUGCACUUAAAUUUUUCAUGUUUGAGUUUCGCUACAAUGGAAAACUCCUCUGUGUCGAUGCAGCCCGAGAUGACGGUUCUCUUGGGCGGCUUGUAAACGAUGACCAUAUUAACCCAAACAGCAGGAUGAAGACGAUUCGUGUGGAUGGAAAACCUCACUUAUGUUUAUUUGCCACAAGGAGCAUCUGUCCUGGUGAAGAGAUCACAUAUGAUUAUGGUGAUUCUGAGUGGCCAUGGAGAUGCACGACUCUUAGUGUGGUUGAACCGUCCACUCUUGAAGUCAACACUCUGUCCCAGUCAGAAGACACAGACGUAAAGAAGACUCUUAGUGUGGUUGAACCGUCCACUCUUGAAGUCAACACACUGUCCCAGUCAGAAGACACAGACGUAGAGAAGCUGAAAGUUGUCAGUGAUCAGUCAGUGUUGGACUUCAGUAUCUGUGCAGCCUCUGAAGGACUGGAAAAGGUGACUCUGAAGAAGGACCAGUUACUAUUGGAUGAUCAGGACUGUGUUGAGAAGAUGUCACCUGUCAAAGAGCAUGUGUUGAAUGAGGAGCAGAGCUUUUGUGCCCCAGUUGAAGGAGUUAAGGAGGUCUGCAGACAUGUUGUGGUCACUUCAGCAAUAUCAAGCAUGGAUAAAUGUGCUGAAUGUGUGGGACCUGUUGCAGCUCUCAAGUGGAUUGGCCUGAGAUGUAAAUUGUGCUCCAGUUUUUGGCAUAAGUCCUGCUAUCUGAAGCUUCAUGAAUGGGAUGGAAGACGGUCAUCGUGUGAAGUAAGUUCAGAGGAAGAUGAGCUGUCAGAUGAGGAUUACAUACCUCAGUCAGAGUCAGACCAUCAGUCAGACAGUUCAGAUGAGUUGACAACAAGACCAGCACGUUACGACCAAGCUAAACUCUUAGAUAUACAGGAAGCUGCGUCAUCUAAGUUUAGUGAACAUCUGAGAUCAGAUGUAACUACCCUGAAUGUGUCUAGGGGCAAAGGAAAAGGAGUCCUGAAGGUCAUGGAAGCAGCAAGUGUGUAUGAUGAGUCUGAUUUAAUGUGUCAUGAGGAGCAGUUUACUGAUUUUGAGACAGACAGUGAAUCAGACUUUCCCAGAAAGCAAGACUCAGUGGUAUGCAGGUCAACAGAUGUGCUUAUGUCAUCACCUCAAUCACACAAUAGUAAGCUUUUGAAUUCAAAAAGCACAGUAACAUUGAGAGAAGAGAGGGAACGCAGCAUGGCUGGAGGUGAUCAUUGUGUGCAGUCACCAAAAAUCUCCUGUUCAGCAAAUAGGAAGAAUUAUUGUUACAUCUGUGGGAAACCUCAGUCCAAGCUAGCGCGCCAUUUGAAAACUCAUAUGGCUGAAGUUGAAGUUGUUCAGGCUUUGUCACUCCCAGUUCACUCAAAAGAACGUAAAGCAAUGCUGCAAAAGCUCAGGAACAAGGGCAACUUUCAGCAUAACACUGACGUUUUACAGUCUGGAGAGGGGGCUCUUAAAAUAAAACGAGCACCAAAAAGAAAGUGUGAUUCAAAGCAGUUUUUGCAUUGCAUGUACUGCAAAGGGUUGUUUGUACGGAGAGAUCUGUGGCGUCAUUUAAAAAGAUGUCCCUCAAAACCAGCAGCUGACAGUGAAGAGCAAGGGAGGAGGAGAGUCUUGGGCCUGGCAUCUAUGGCAGAGUCUUCAUUCAGUCAGCACAUAUCACAAGGAGUUUGGAAACUCUUAGGUGUGAUGAAGCAGGAUGACAUUUCCGCUGUGGUCAAAAAUGACCUGAGUAUUCUUCAGCUUGCACAGUCGUUUUUUAACAAACAUGGUCAUGACCCUACCAAAUUUGAGUAUAUUCGACAAAAACUCCGUGAAGUUGGAAGAUUGUUGCUGACUUUGCGUAGACAGUUUUCUGUGUACAGUCUUGAAGAAGCUCUGAAACCUGCCAAUUUUCAUAGACUUAUUCGAGCGGUUCAAAUGGUGUCUGGCUAUGAUGAUGAGAGCCACUGCUACCAAAGCCCAAGCCUUGCCCUGAAACUGGGGCAUUCGUUGAAUAAGAUUUGUGAAAUCAUUCAGUGCCGAGCACUGAUGUCUGAAGACAAGGAAUUGAUCUCAUCAACAGAGACCUUCAAAAAGCUCUACUCCUCAAAGUGGUCUGAGAUGAUCUCACACACUGCUUUGGUGACACUGAAUGAGGCCAAAUUUAACAAGCCAUCAACACUUCCCUUCACCCAGGAUGUCCAGUCUCUUCAUCAGCUCCUUGAGAAGACUGCAGAUACUGCUUUUCAGAAACUACAAGAGACUGCAUCUCCUCAAAGCUAUGCAGAACUGGCCAAAGCAACACUCACCAGAAUCAUUGUUUUCAACCGCAGACGUGCAGGAGAGGUCUCUAAAAUGCCGCUGAAGGCUUUCAAUGAAAGGGACGGCACUUCUCUCCAUGAAGAUGUAGCGAUGGGCCUGAGCAAGUUUGAGCAGAAACUCUGCAGCCAUUUCAGUCGAGUUGAGAUCAGGGGGAAGAGGGGAAGAAAGGUUGCGGUUCUUCUCUCUCCUGAUAUGGUCGAUGCCCUGAUGCUACUGGUCAGCAGGAGAGGUACAUGUGGAGUGCUAGACACUAAUACUUUCUUGUUUGCUCGGCCAAACUGCCAGAGUUACUAUAGAGGCCAGGACUCUCUGAGGGUAUAUGCAAGGGAAUGUGGAGCUCAAAAUCCAGAAUUUCUCAGAUCCACUCAUCUUCGCAAGCACGUGGCUACGCUCUCUCAAAUCCUAAACCUGAAAAACAACGAGUUAGAUCAGGUUGCUGAUUUCUUAGGGCAUGACAUCCGUGUCCACCGUGACUAUUACAGACUGCCAGAAGCCACUACUCAGCUUGCUAAAAUAUCAAAGCUACUGUUAGCCAUGGAAAAGGGCUGCCUUCCUAAUCUUCAAGGCAAAUCCCUUGAUGACAUUGAGAUUGAAGAUGAGAUCAACAUGACGGAUUCUGAUGACAGUGAUCCUGAAGAAAGUGAAUCUGAUGAUGAGGCUCUUGCUGGAGCUGCGGGAAACUCCAGUAAUGCUGGUGUUCAGAAGAUGCCCAUUGAGAGCACCACUGAACUUCCUGAAGAGAGUGAGAGUGAGGCAGAAACUGAAAACCCACGGAGAGGGCAGAAGGUGUCCUGGUCAAACGCUGAAGUUACAGCUGUAAUGAAACAUUUUAAGGGCCACAUAGCUAAAGGAAAACUGGCCCACACUGACUGA